UGGACGUUGUUUAUUUACUUUCCAGCAUUGCGUCUCACCAACUAGGCAACAACAUAGCGUGAUAUCAACACUCAACAGACAUAAUCCACCACCGCACCAUUGUCUGUGAGCUACAAAAAUAUGCUCUGAUGUUUUCUUUCAAUCUGCUACUUACUGCACUGACAAAUUAUAGCUGAAUAACAGCAAACAGAUGUGAUAAACACGAGUGACAAUGUUGUCAGGUAUGGAGGUCCAAACAUGCAUAAAUAAUAAAUAAAUCAAUGAAAUAUUUUGUCUUGAUAAAACAAAUAUAAUUAGUUUUUAAUUAAAUGUAUUCCUGAACCCUUCUUAAACUUGUGAAUGUUGUUGUGAAGCAAAUCUGUAAGGGUCUCCUGUGUACCCUCAAUAGUUUUCUUGACAGUUAUCUUUACUGUUGAACUUUUCUUCAUGUAGUCUUUUUUUUCUAAAGCCUUGUCUUCAGUGACCCACUGUAGAAAAGAUGCUUUUGCCAUCCCAUCAUAUUGACUGGAGAGGGGGACACACUUUUGUUUGCAUAAAUCACAUUCCCCAUACAUACACGCCUUGCUAGAAGAAUCACAAGAUACCAUCUCAGCCAGUCGCUCUACAUUUGAAGUCUCAACCACCUUCAGCUGAUUCAGCUUGUCAGCCACAAAGCUCAGAUUCCCAUGGAGCUUACACUGGCAUGUGUCUCGGUCAGACAUAGAAGGGUAAACAACCCAAAAAGUUCUAAGAAGGCAAAACAGAGAAUAAGAGAUUUUCCCAAUGUUCUCUGACAAAAAUUUUCUGUGCAGGUUUUUCAUAGUGUCCUGCAGGAACCUUUUCUGCAUCUUGACUUUAUGCACUGUGAUUGUUUGUUUCUUCCCUGUUGUAAUCCUGCUCACAUCAUCUCUCACAAAGAAUGACUUCACUUUGCUUUUAAAUUCAUCGGAAUGUCGGAUAACAGCUUUUCUUUCAAAGGCUGUUAUAUUUUUACUCUCCAGAUGUCUCCAGCAUUUGUUUGAUAAUCCUAGAGUAUGUUCAGCAAAUUUCUGCAAUUUAUAUUUUCUAACAAUUUUCCCUAUUGUCACUUUUGAAAUUAUUUGUUUGUCUUUUUCCUUUCUGGCAUUACGAUAUUUGUGUUUGAUGUCUGCAAUAAGAGCUUCGUGAUACAACAAGGUCUUCCUAAUUCUUGCGUUUACAGGGCAAUUCAAUAAUGUUGUUUUCACUUUUGACCGAGGAGAUUCUAAGGUCUUCUUCUGUCGCUGGACUCUCUUUUUAUACUUCUCUGUUAACCGCUUUUGCCUGUCCAGGGCUUUCUUGAGCUGUUUAAUUUCAUUAUGUAGCUUCUUUCUUUGUUUUCGUGAUUGUCUUUUGCCUUCCUCCCUUUGCCUACAAAACAAGUAAUCAAACAAAUUAGUCAGUCCAACAUUGCAUGAAAAUGCUGAGUAUGUCACAUUAAACCAGGGAUUCACAAACUUUUUUUGUUAGCCGAACCCCCUUGAACUCAAAUAUUGAUAUGAAGAACCCCCCAAUUUUCUGAUGUUGGUUAAUAGUCACAUGGCAUACAGAUAAACAAAUAAAAUAUUUAAAUAUUUUUAGCAAGUGAUUUAUUUAAAUUUUACGAUUUUAUAAAUUAUUAGCUAUUCAUCAACUCGAACCCCUUGCAGUUCCUUCACAUACCCCAUGGGUUUAAAAACCACAGUUUGGGGAACCGUGCAUUAGACAAUUACACAUGCUCUAAACUAAUUUUCUACUCUCAACUUAUGAUUCUUCUGCCUGUUGCACUUCACCUUGACAGUGGCUGUCGUGGCAGCUCUGGCAUAUGUUCAGGACUUUGUGGUGGAGUGCUUAUGUUUCUUAAUGCUUCUCUUCUUUCCUUGCUUCUUGUGUAUGCUGCUCUCCAUUUUUUUAUGCCUCUGACGCUGUGCUCUCUCACUUAGGUCACUAAUUGUUUUUUUCUUUCCUGCCUCAACAUUCCUUCUCCAUCUCUGCUUCUCUCUCUCAAGGUACUGUGCCCUUUUUUCUGGGUCAGCAUCUCUGCGUGCAUGAAACUGCCUUUGCCUCUCUGCUGUUGAUGAAACCUGUUUCUGGUCAUUUUAACUGUAACACACAGCAGCGCUGAAGAUGUCAGCGCCUGUAAUGGAAAUAUGCCAUGUCUCCUGUUGUGCCAAUUAUCGCGCUCCUAAUGUUGUGUCAUGGGGCAGAGGAAGUCUCAUCGCAUUUGGGACAUGCAAUUCAGUUGCACUUUAUAAUCCACAGGACAUUAAGAUUGUGGAGGUACUGAACAAACAUACUGGUAGGGUGAACGCUGUCCAGUGGGUUCAAGACUGCAGUCCUGAAACACAUCUGGUAUCUGGGGGGACAGAUAAUAAUGUUGUUGUUUGGAAGAAGCAUGAUGGACAGUUCACUGCAUUUGCAGUGUGUUUGGGACACUCUGCAGUGGACGCUGUAUUUCUGCCCUCCUCUCAAUUACUGCUGGCCUCAGCAUCAUCUGAAUCAUCUGAAAUCUGGACCAGUACCUCUGAUACAACUGAAUGCCUCCAGACCAUUUCAUUUGGGAGCGGGUUUGUGAUGGAUGUCUCGUUGGAACUGUUGCCAGGCAGCAGAGUUCCAGUACUUGCCUGUGGGGAUGAUGACAGCAAGGUUCACCUGUAUGUGCAGAUCGAUGGACAGUUUCAGAGGGUUCUGACACUGGCAGGUCAUGAGGACUGGGUGCGAGGUGUGGAUUGGGCCGUACAAGAUGGAGAGCUCUUGCUGGCCAGCUGUUCUCAAGACUGUCUGAUCAGAGUGUGGAGGCUGUUUGCCAAAACUGCCACUGAACCAGUCCUUCAGAGUGACACUGUUAUUAAAAUGAAUGAGAAUGUCUUUGAAGUGUCUGGAGAUGUGUUUGCAGUAACUCUUGAAACUGUGCUAGCUGGCCAUGAAAACUGGGUUUAUGGAAUGCAUUGGCAGCCCCCACAGACCAAAGGUGACUCAGUGGAACAGCCCUUGAAACUACUGUCUGCUUCCAUGGACAAAACAAUGAUCUUAUGGGGGCCAGAGGAGGAUUCAGGUGUGUGGGUAGAGCAGGUACGUGUUGGUGAAGUCGGAGGGAACACCUUAGGUUUUUAUGGCUGUCAGAUGAGUCCAGAUGGCUCUAUGAUUCUGGCUCAUGCCUUCCACGGAGCACUGCACCUCUGGCACCGUGACGACAACCAGAGAGAGUGGAGGCCCAGUGUGGUUGUUUCGGGUCACUUUAAUGCAGUGCAGGACCUGAGCUGGGACCCAGAGGGAGAGUUUAUCAUCACUGUUGGAUCAGCCCAAACCACCAGACUCUUCACACCAUGGAAGAAAAAAGGAUGUGCAAAGAUGACCUGGCAUGAGAUCUCCAGGCCACAGAUUCACGGCUAUGACAUGCAGUGUCUGACUAUGGUUGGUCCUUUCCAGUUUGUGUCUGGUGCUGAUGAGAAGGUCCUGCGGGUGUUCAGAGCUCCACGGAAUUUCGUAGAGAACUUUGCUAACAUAUCAUGCACCCCUCUAGAGAAACUGCUGGCCUCUAAUGUAAUGUGUCUCUGUCCCCCGGCAGCCAGCACGCCUGCCCUCGGCCUGUCUAACAAGGCUGUGUUUCAAGGUGACCUUGCAUCUCAGAGCACUCAACAGGAUGGUGAUGGUUUCAGUGGCAUGUCUGACCAGUACAAAGAGUCCUACUUUCAACCUCUCAGUCUCACUGACCCCCCAACAGAGGACGACCUCUUGCAGAACACACUGUGGCCAGAGGUACAAAAGCUGUAUGGGCACAGCUUUGAGAUAUUUUGCCUGGCGUCUGAUUCUGCAAGGACGGUGGUGGCCUCCGCGUGUAAGGCCUCUAAAGCAGAGCACGCUGCCAUCCUUCUGUGGAAUGCUACCUUGUGGAAACCGCUUCAGUCACUGCCCUGUCACAGUCUGACCGUCACUCAGAUGGCAUUCUCCCCGAACGGACAUCUUCUGCUCGCUGUGUCUCGGGAUCGCAACUGGUCACUAUGGAGACGAGGAAAACCUGACACAGAUUCAGAGCCCAGUUUUUCUCUCUAUGCAAACACUAGUAAGGAUACAGCGGUUCACACGCGCAUUAUUUGGUCAUGUGACUGGAGCUCUGACAGCAAGUACUUCGUGACAUCAAGUCGAGACAAAAAGGUGAUAAUUUGGGGCCAUUGUGCCUCUGCAGACUGUGUUGGUGAGUGUAUGGGGGCCAAUGUGAGUCCCUGCUCCUCUGUCUUGGAUGUAGGUGAUUCAUCUACUGCUGUGUCGAUUUGCACAGUGCUGUGUUCAGACCAGAGUUAUUUAUUAGCUGUGGGACUUGAGAAUGGGCGGAUUUUACUGUAUAAAUGGAGGCCAUCUGAGGAUCUAUCUUCUGGGUUAGACUGGAGCAAAUGUGGGGAAACGGAUGGCUGUCAGAGUCACACACUGGUGGUGAAGAGGCUACGCUGGAGGCCGAGGCAGGGCUGGGCAGGCCAAGACAAGGAGGACGAGAACGAGGGCCAUUCCUGGGUCCAGCUCGCCAGUGCUGGUGCCGACCAUGCAGUUAAAAUCUUCAACAUCAAAUUAUCAGCACUGUGACUUCACACCGCCUCUGGUGACAUGCACUCGGGGGUCAUCUGCAGUGUGUCCAGUACUUUGACCCAUUACUGAUAUUCAGUGGAAGAAUUAACUACAUUUUACAGCCUUUCAGGCAGAGUGUGACAGUCUUUAGCUGAUCUGUGCGGCAAAAUGUGAUAAACACCACUUUCUGGGAUUAGUUAAACUCUGUCACUCUCUUAAAGGGAUGGCUCUCCCAAAAUUAAACUCUGUCAUUAUUAAUGAAUGACAUUAAUGUUUGAAAAAACACAAGGGUGUACAACUGAUGACAAUUUACAUUUUUAGGUGAACUGUCCAUUUACAUCAACUUCUGUUCAUUGAAAAUUGCCACUAUUAUUAAAACAUGUGUAAACAAACUACCCUAUUUAUAGUGAAUGUAAAAACAUGUUGCUUUGUAUUCUAUUAAAUGUCUUUUUU
This is a messenger RNA of Xyrauchen texanus (razorback sucker), 4989 nucleotides long. Its product is annotated as elongator complex protein 2-like. The record is from RefSeq and is a predicted model, not a curated record. Gene Ontology annotation, cellular component: elongator holoenzyme complex. Gene Ontology annotation, molecular function: protein binding. Gene Ontology annotation, biological process: tRNA wobble uridine modification. Lineage: Eukaryota; Metazoa; Chordata; Actinopteri; Cypriniformes; Catostomidae.